Messenger RNA from Aphidius gifuensis, 1002 nucleotides. RefSeq names its product cell division cycle 5-like protein. Gene Ontology annotation, molecular function: RNA polymerase II transcription regulatory region sequence-specific DNA binding; DNA-binding transcription factor activity, RNA polymerase II-specific. The transcript has 3 exons. Gene Ontology annotation, biological process: regulation of transcription by RNA polymerase II; mRNA splicing, via spliceosome. The record is from RefSeq and is a predicted model, not a curated record. Lineage: Eukaryota; Metazoa; Arthropoda; Insecta; Hymenoptera; Braconidae. Bases 1 to 1002 code for a protein of 333 amino acids. Gene Ontology annotation, cellular component: Prp19 complex; spliceosomal complex.
AUGGGUUAUAUAGGCACCAACACCAGAGAUAAAUUAAAUAUUAAUCCAGAAACAAGUAUUGACGGAGCUGAAACACCAGCUGAACAAAAACAAUUAAAACAACAAUUAUCACUUGAUCUUGGUGCAUUACUAGCACCAAAAAAUGAUUAUCAAAUUGUCAUACCAGAUAAUGAAGUAGCUGAUGAAACAGCUGAUUAUCAAGACGAUAAUAUUAUUGAAGAUCAAGCUGAUAUUGAUGCUAGAAAACAUGAAGAAUAUUUACUACAACAAAAGAAAGAAUUAGAAAAAAGAUCAAAAGUUAUACAAAGAAAUUUACCAAGACCAUCUGAGGUAAAUACAGAUAUUUUUAGUGAUAGUGGCUCAUUAACUGAUCUUCAAAAAGCUGAAGAAUUAAUUAAAAAAGAAAUGAUUGGUAUUAUGCAAUAUGAUGCUGUUUUAAAUCCAGUUCAACAAAGUAAUACAAAACGUGGACAAACAAUAAUUUCACAAGCUCAAAAGUAUAUUGAAAAUUAUCCAUAUGAAGAUUAUGGUAAAGAAAAUUUAGAUAGUGCUAGUAAAAUGAUUGCUGAUGAAAUGCAAAUUGUUAAAGAAGGUAUGGCACAUGGAGAAUUGAGUAUUGAUGUUUAUACAACUGUAUGGGAAGAAUGUCUUGGUCAAAUAUUAUAUUUAGAACCACAAAAACGUUAUACAAGAGCAACACUUGCUAUUAAAAAAGACAGAAUUGAAGCAUACAAAAGAAAAUUAGAACAAAAUUGCAAUCAUAUGGUUCGUGAAGCUAGACUUGCUGCUAAAAUGGAAAAUAAAUUAAAAAUAUUAACUGGUGGUUAUCAAACACGCACAAUACAAUUUGAACUAUCAACAUUUAAAUUUCUUCAAAGUCAAGAAGAUGCUGCUUUGACAAGAAGAGUUAGUUGCUUGACUGAAGAUCUUUAUAGACAAGUUGAACGCGAAAAAUCAUUACAAACAAUAUAUUUAGUACUUCAAGAAUUACAUAUUAAGUAA